Mercurialis annua (annual mercury) is the source of this 810-nucleotide messenger RNA. RefSeq names its product photosystem II reaction center PSB28 protein, chloroplastic. The record is from RefSeq and is a predicted model, not a curated record. Gene Ontology annotation, cellular component: photosystem II; photosystem II oxygen evolving complex; chloroplast thylakoid membrane. The transcript is spliced from 2 exons. NCBI's taxonomy places the organism in Eukaryota, Viridiplantae, Streptophyta, Magnoliopsida, Malpighiales, Euphorbiaceae. Gene Ontology annotation, biological process: photosynthesis. The coding region runs from base 101 to 640 and encodes 179 amino acids.
AUGGCUGUCUAAGUACCACACCAUUUAUCAUCACCACCCUCCUUAUAUUUCACACAAAUUCCUUCAUUGUCUCUUCAAUAUCUUUACUCUACUCAAAAUUAUGGCAACUCUGCAAUCUCUUGCAUUAGCCUCUCCUGUUUCACAUUACUUGCACCAACCAUGUUCUUUCCCAGGCUCAGUUACAUGUGCUGUCCAUCGUAGUAGUACACGAUCCUCGUUUAAUGGCCAAUCUUUGCGCCUGCCUCAUCCGCAGUUGAGUUCGAUUAGGAAGAAAACCUCGAGACUUAUUACAAUGAUGACCAAACCAUCAAUUCAAUUCAUCCUAGGGACUGAUGAACAGACGGUACCGGACAUAAAGCUAACCAAGUCAAAGGAUGGGACGAAUGGUAUGGCCAUUUUUGUCUUCGAAGAGCCUUCUGUUUUUGACUCUUCUGGUGAACUCGGCGAUAUAACUGGUUUGUUCAUGAUUGACGAAGAAGGUGUUCUCCAAUCAGUUGAUGUUAGUGCUAAAUUUGUUAAUGGAAAGCCAGCCAGAAUUGAGGCAAAGUAUAUCAUGCGUACUCCACGAGAUUGGGACAGAUUCAUGAGGUUCAUGGAGCGAUAUGCUAAUGCAAAUGGCUUACAAUUCGUCAAAAGUUGAGGCAAUGUAUAUCCUUUCCAUCUGUUUUGCAUUUAACAAUUUGUUUUAAUGUAAAUUAGUCCGAGAACAUAUUGUUUGAUGUUCAUGUAGGUUUGGUUGAACUCACAACUCAGAGUUACCUUAUUCCUUCCAUCUCUUUAACAAGUUCUGCGGCUUUUCGUGAUUUACAA